Messenger RNA from Brachypodium distachyon (stiff brome), 3683 nucleotides. RefSeq names its product nitrate regulatory gene2 protein. NCBI's taxonomy places the organism in Eukaryota, Viridiplantae, Streptophyta, Magnoliopsida, Poales, Poaceae. The transcript has 4 exons. The coding region runs from base 588 to 3164 and encodes 858 amino acids. The record is from RefSeq and is a predicted model, not a curated record.
UUACCAAAUCGCCAACCCGCAGUUGAAGUCUACGGGGCUGUUUGGUUCUUACCAAAUCGCCAACACUCUCAGGCUCCUCCCUCUUCUCAUUCCAUUCACCAUGACCCCAACACAGGACUGAGCAGCGCCCCUCGCAAAUCCAUGGCCCCCCUCGUGUUCCGCAUCCCCGGAACAUCUUUCCGGUGAUGUGAGCGAAGCGCAAGCAGCUUUUGCACAUACUGGACUGAGUGAGCAGUGCAUUGCAUCCGCUUUAUCUCCCAGCUAGCAGCUCCACUGCUGCCAUUUGCCACUGCCAGUGUCAGUCUCAAUAAUAAACGUACCUCCACGCAGCUCGUCCACGUGCCCCGCGCCCGUGUCACGCUCCCGCGCGGGCACCGCUCCGCCUGCCUCCGUCGUCGCCAUUCGCCUCGCUCACGAGUCCACGCCACCUUUAGCUCCCGCCCCGUUUGUUUUCUUGCUCGUCAUCCUUCUUUCCGGUGGACACAACAGUGGCUAGUGGCUAGGCGGCGUCGGGGCUAGCCGGGCAAUGCCGACGACGUCGCGGGCGUAGGGUGGCGCGCCGCAGCCUGCAGUGCUAGCUGCAGGGGAUGGGGUGCCGGAGCUCGCGGCUGGACGCGGCGGACGUGUCCCCGGCGGCCGCGCUCUGCCGGGAGCGGCGCGACCUGAUGCGCGCGGCGGGGGACCGCCGCGCCGCGCUGGCGGCCGCGCACGCCGCCUACUUCCGCGCGCUCCCCCGCGUGGCCGACGCGCUGGCCCGGUUCGCGCACGAGCACCACGCCGCCUCGCCGCCCGGGUCGCCCGUGCUCACGCUUCCCCCCUCCGACCCGGACGACGAGCACGAGCCCGCCACCAAGAAGCGGAGCGCGUCCACCACCCCGCACACGGAAUCCGGCCACUCCCACCUCCACUUCCGCUCCGACUCCUCCGACUCCGAUCCCGACUACUCCCACGACGCCUGCUCCUGCUGCGACGGCCCCGGGCACGCCGAGAUCCCGCCGCCUGCCCAGGAGCAGCGCCGGUUCCCAGACCCAGAGCCUGGUGGCGGAGCGGCAGCUAGGCCGCCGCCCGAAAUGCCAUGGGGGGAGUACGCUUCCUACCCUUCUUCGUUCCCAAACGUCGCAUUCCCCAAUUACUACUACAUGAAGGCCAGUUCGGCCCCGCCCAACACGGUGUACCAAGAACCGUACGGCUACAGCAGCUUCGCCGCCGGCAAUGUGCCGCCUUACAUGGGGUACGAGUACGGGUACAGCAACCCGAUGUACGGCGUCCCGGUGGCGCCUCCGGAGGGGAUCGACCGUGGCCAGGAGGCGGCGGCGGCUCCGGCACCGCCGCCGCCGAUGCCGGUGACGGAGGCGUCGCCGUGGGAUUUUUUCAACCCGUUCGACUCCUACGAACAGGAGCUGCCGCGCUAUGAGGGGAAAGGGUACGCUUUGAAUGGGUCCUUCUCGAGCAGUCCCAACUCCAGCGAGGUGAGGGAAAGGGAAGGGAUCCCGGAGCUGGAGGAGGAGACGGAACUCGAGUCGAUGAGGGAGUCGGCCAAGGCAAGGAAGGCGGUGGAGAGCACUGCGUCCAACCGGAUUGACAAUGUGGAUGUCGGUGCCAAGGUGAAGGUGUCGAUGGAGCACAAGGAGUGCGAGAUUGAGAGCUUGGAUAGUUCUUCGGUUCUAGGGUCCGGGGAGGAGAGCGUGUGUAGCUGUGACUGUGACAAUGCCAAUGCUGGGGAAGACAGGGCUGUCCCGGUAGGUGAUGAUCCAGGGAAGGUGAAGAGGGUAAGCUCAGAGGAGCACUCCUCCAUAGUAGUCAGUGAGAAUGUGCAUCCGCCGAGCUUUGGGACAAGGGAUGUUGCAGAGGUUGUGGAUGAGAUCAAGGAGCAGUUCAACUCGUUGGUCGCCUGCGGAGAGGAUGUGGCUAGGAUCCUUGAGGUGGGGAGUAUUCGCUAUAGAUCGCGGAAUAGAAUCUUAAAAUUGAUAUUUUCGCGGAUGAUGGGGACCUUUGCCAUGCUAUUUUCUUCCAUAUCUGAGCCGCCUGUGAAGAACAUGGAACAAUCAGCAAUAAGCACAUCCAAAAGAAUCGAUAGUGCUAGUGAUGUUGAGAUUAAUACCCUUUCUUCAAUAAUGGAUAGGUUGCAUGUGUGGGAGAGAAGACUUCAUAAGGAAAUUACGGAGGAAGAAAGGUUGAGGAUUACAUAUGAUAAAGAAUGGAAGCGCCUAAAAGAGUUGGAUGAGGCUGGUGCAGAGCCAUAUAAAAUUGAUUCUACACGGGCUUCAAUCAGAACACUGCUCACCAGAAUCAAUGUUGCCAUUAGAUCAGCUAAAGUCAUUUCUAGGAGGAUCCACAUCCUAAGAGAUGGCGAGCUACAUCCACACCUCGUUAAGCUUAUUCAAGGUCAUGUUCGAAUGUGGAAAUUCAUUCUCGAGUGCCACAGGAAACAAUUUCGUGCCAUACUGGAAACUAAAUCUCAUAUUCUCAUCCCUAAGAAUGGACCUGAAAGGAACUCCUCCAAGGUUACACUGGAACUAGAAAUGGAACUUUUGAACUGGUGUUCCUGUUUCAGAAAUUGGAUCAUAUCUCAAAAGGCAUAUAUUGAAACCCUCAAUGGCUGGUUAGUCAAAUGGCUUCCUCAGGAAAAGGAGGAAACAUCGGAUGGCAUCGCACCAUUCUCUCCUGGUAGACUUGGAGCUCCUGGUGUGUUCAUCACAGCCAAUGAUUGGUGUCAAACGAUGAAAAGGAUACCAGAAGGUGCUGUUGUAGAUGCAAUGGAAGCUUUUGCUGUUAAUGUGCACAUAUUAUGGGAGCGACAAGACGAAGAGCAGCAGCAGAAGAUGAAAGCUGACUAUUUAUCUAGAGAUUUUUCAAAGAGGAUCAAAUCUCUCCAUAAGGAUCACGGCUUGCCUGGACAUCCUGAAGCUGGUAAGUCAGUGUUACCCAACGCUGACAAUGGCAGAGCAGUUGACAACCGCAUGGUUUCUUUGGAUGCAUUGCAUACAAGGUUGGAUGAACAAAGAGCUAGGCAUGAGGAAACCGUGAAACAAAUCCAAGAGUCAAGCGCAACUGAUCUGAAAGCAGGUCUGGCUCCAAUAUUUGAAGCAUUGGAAUCUUUUACUCAAGAGACACUGAAUGGUUAUGAAAAUGUAAGAAUUCCAAUAGACAGUAGUAGAGUUUGAUACAAGGUCUUCUCGUUUUGCUUCUGAAUUCUGAUGGGCUGUACAUUGAGAAGGACAUGAUCUUGGAAGUCACUGGCAAUAAUCAGAAAAAAAAAAGUCUUCGCUAUGCCAACCACAAUACCGUUGUACUUCCAGGUCACAUUCUCUUCGCUUCAUCUGCAAGAAAGGAAGGUGCAUGGUUUCUUGCAUGAUUGUGGCAUGAGCAUUAUCUACAAAUUGAUUUCAGAUUAUUCUGAAGCAGUACUCAAGUAUAGCUUCCUCAUGAGCUAUUGCUGCUUAUACCCAGGAGCCUAGGAGCACCUCAAAGGAGGGCAGGCAAUUUUGUAGCCAUCUUCAGCUUAUGUACAUAUUAGUUCAGCUAGUGAUUUUGCAGAAUAGCUUCUUAUUUAUGUAGAAUUUAACCUGUACAUUGUAACAGUUGUAUUUAUGCACUGUUGUCCAUUGGAAAAAAAAAGUGUACUGCAUGCAGAUGUUCUCGCCUUCUGUGGCGUUGUCUGCUGAAGUACAACUUAAGUGCUA